This is a messenger RNA of Gorilla gorilla gorilla (western lowland gorilla), 1212 nucleotides long. Its product is annotated as high affinity cationic amino acid transporter 1-like. Lineage: Eukaryota; Metazoa; Chordata; Mammalia; Primates; Hominidae. Gene Ontology annotation, biological process: amino acid transport. Gene Ontology annotation, molecular function: amino acid transmembrane transporter activity. The coding region runs from base 126 to 533 and encodes 135 amino acids. Gene Ontology annotation, cellular component: plasma membrane. The transcript is spliced from 4 exons. The record is from RefSeq and is a predicted model, not a curated record.
AGUUGAGAUGAAUUCUCAAAAGCAAAAUCCCCAGCAUGUGUUCCUGAAGCGUCCAGCACUCCGGCGAGCCUGUGGAGCCCUGUCAGCACCACCCCCACCCCGAGAUCGGGCCGCAUCGUCUAUGGAUGUGCCUUUCUGCUUGUUGUCCUGCUGUCCAUGCUAUGCCUGGUAUUGGCCCAUUGGCCCAAACGCCUGUUCUCUGGAGAGCUGAUCUACAAUGCAGCGGCUGUGUUGCUGCUGGUGCUCAUUGUGGGAUUCACUUUCACCGUCUGGAGACAGCCCCAGAGCAACACUCCUCUUUACUUCAAGGUCCCCCUGUUGCCUGUUCUCCUCUGGUCAGCAUCUCUGCACAUGUUUACCUGAUGAUGCAGAUGACCACUGAGACCUGGGCCCAAUGUGGAGUCUGGAUGUUGAUUGGAUUUGCUAUGUAUUUUGGAUAUGGGAUCCGACACAGCUUGGAGAACGAUCAACAGCCACCAGCGUCAAGCUCCCAAACUCCUCAUGAAAACAUCCCUAGUCCCUUGCUGAAUUAGUUUAACCACGGAAAAGGGAUGGUCCAGUCCACUGGAGGUGUCCUCUGGAUGAAGGGAAAGUGUGAAGCUCUGUGGAGCAUGAAGGUGGGAUACACUUAAAGCCCCAUGUGCAUUGCCAGUGAGCAAAUACUUUUUUAAAAACUUUAUUUUGUUUUUUGUUUGUUUGUUUGCUUGUUACAGAGGUGAGGACUUGCUCUGUUGCCCAGGCGGAACUUGAACUCCUGGGCUCAAGUGAUCCUCCUGCCUCAGUCUUCCAAGCAGCUGGAACUACAGGUACCCCAUCAUGCCCAGCUUAACAAAAUAUCUUUAUUUGAUUUGAUUUUUUUCUUUUUGAGACAGAGUCUCGCUCUGUUGCCCAGGCUGGAGUGCAGUGGCAUGAUCUUGGCUCACUGCAACCUCUGCCUCCCAGGUUCAAGUGAUUCCCCUGCGUCAGCCUCCAGAGUAGCUGGAAUUACAGGCACAUGCCACUGUGCCCAGCUACUUUUUCUUUAUUAGUAGAGACCAGGUUUCACCAUGUUGGCCAGGCUGGUCUUGAACUCCUGACCUCAAGUGAUCCACCUGCCUCAGCCUCCCAAAGUGCUGAGAUUACAGGCCUGAGCCACCGUGCCCAGCCAAAAUAACUUUAAAAACUUACAUUUUUAAAAAUUGACAAAUAAAAAUUGUCUAUGUUUAUGGUGUA